This is a messenger RNA of Ophidiomyces ophidiicola, 3237 nucleotides long. RefSeq lists its product as uncharacterized. Bases 1 to 3237 code for a protein of 1078 amino acids. The transcript has a single exon. The record is from RefSeq and is a predicted model, not a curated record. Gene Ontology annotation, biological process: phosphatidylinositol dephosphorylation. NCBI's taxonomy places the organism in Eukaryota, Fungi, Ascomycota, Eurotiomycetes, Onygenales, Onygenaceae. Gene Ontology annotation, molecular function: phosphatidylinositol-4,5-bisphosphate 5-phosphatase activity.
AUGUCGGUCCUCGAGCCGUCAUCUACGCCCUUAAACCUGCGGGACGCCCCCGGCGCAUUUCCCGACCAACCGGACGACAGCGAAAAUGCCGGAGUAGCAUCUGACCUUGCCUCUCUAUCUCGAGCGGUAUAUGCUAGAAAGUCUGAAUAUGUUCGUGAGAAAAAGGUCAGAAUUAGGAUUGGAACGUGGAAUGUUGCGGCUUUACCAGGCACGGAACAGGACCUUGGAAAAUGGUUCGGGACGCCGCCUUUUGGGGUGACAAAGCAAGAAGAAUGCGCUGUAGAUGAGCCAGGAUUAAUUUCGGGUCAUGGUAGAAAUGCUGAUGGGAAUGGGAACCAAUCGAGCCAGUCAGAACGAAACGUUGAUAACGAGGACCAGACAACUAGGACGGGGGAUGGAAUAAUUGAUAUUUUUGCUCUAGGCCUACAGGAAAUUGUCGAUGUAUCAUCACCAGCAGAAACUUUAAGGCCUUACGUCGACCCUGCGCCGUCAAAUAGGUGGAAAGACGCUGUUCAGAAAGCGCUCCCUCCCGGAUACACCCUCGUUUCCUCCCAGCAGCUUACUGGUCUGCUUCUUUUAGUAUACGCCUCGGACUUGAUAGCGCCAAGUAUAUCUUCGGUCAGUUCUACGAGCGUUGGGACUGGGUUGAUGGGGUAUAUGGGCAAUAAAGGGGCUGUUGCCACCCGAAUCGUUCUUGGUGGGACUACUCGUGUUGUUUUUGUUAAUUGUCAUUUAGCUGCUGGUGCAGAGAAAGCGAGUAUUGAUAGAAGGAAUUGGGAUGCCUCACAGGUCCUUAUGCGUACUCGAUUUGACCCUGUCGACGAGGAAGAUGAUCACUUAUUCUCCACCCCAAAUCAGGACUUGGGCGAUGAGGAUUUUGCCUUCUGGUUUGGCGACUUAAACUAUCGCUUAGAUGAUAUACCUGGCGAUGAUGUACGCCGGCUUCUUCACUUACAUACUGCAAAUAACUUUGGGUCUUUACCGAAUCGCAAGCCUCAGGAUCAUGAGGACAACCAGACUCAACUUCCUCAGCACGAUGGAAAUGAUGAUGAUUCUUCAGAUAUUGCUAUCUCUAUGGAAGACAACGAUGUUGACCCGUAUCAAGAUCCUGCCUCGCUGGUAAUCACUCUUAGCUCACUUCUACCUCAUGACCAACUCCGGGCUCAACAACGAGAAAGAAAGGCUUUUUUCGAGGGUUGGAGAGAAGACGAAAUACGGUUCUUACCCACGUACAAAUACGAUGUUGGACGUGUUGGUCAGUUCGAUUCCAGCGAAAAACAACGUGGCCCAAGUUGGUGUGAUCGAAUACUCUUCCGAACAAAGCAAGAUUACCUGGAAUAUCAGAGACGAACCAACGAAACGGAAGCCUCGAAGAGAAGGGACGAUGAGAUGAAAUCACUUGGGCUGGAUCAAGAGGCGGAGGAUAAUAGUGUGCUUUUUGACUACGAUCCGGAGCUUGAUGGAGCGGAUGACGACGGCAGCGUUGACUCAGCUGACAAUAUAACCUCUGACACCCUUAAGAAAACAGACAACAAGAAUCCGGUCGAUGUGAUCUGCUACACGUCGCAUCAGGGCAUUGUAUCUUCGGAUCACAAACCCUUGCACGCUGAUUUUGUACUGACGUACGACGCAAUUGUACAAUCGCUCAAGGCAAAGGUUCACCAAGAAGUCGCUAGAGAGCUGGAUAAAGCCGAAAAUGAGGCCCGGCCAGAUAUUACGAUUGUUAUCGAUCAACCCGUGGGAGUAUCAGGAGAUGGCCCGCCUGUUUCGAGCGUCGCUCACGAUCGUGACACGGUUAACUUUGGCCCGGUACGGUAUGAUGUGCCAGUGUCAAGAAGCCUGACUUUAGCAAAUACUGGGAGCGUCCCCGCCACCUUUUCAUUUCGAUAUCGAUCCGUUGCCGGUGACGAGGACCCCCGUGUAUCUCCUCCAUGGCUUCUUCUCCGGGUGGACUGGCCUGAAGAUACACAGGCAUCCACUGUAAAUGCACCAAAAGAGUACACCUUGCCACCCGGCGAGUCAGCACAUGUACAGCUCAUUCUUUGUAUUUUCGACCUGGACUUUGUACGGAAACUAAAUACCAGCAAGGCUGAAAUCGAAGACGUGUUAGUCUUGCGCGUCUCCAACGGCCGUGACCACUUUAUUUCUGUCCGUGGAAAAUGGCUACCAACAUGUUUCGGUUUCUCCUUGAACGAGCUUACUCGCGUCCACGAAGAAGGCAUUCGCAAUCUUGACACUUUCACCUUGUCCUCUAUCACGACUGAAAGUGAUUCAAACGAAAACGUUAGAACAUCUGCUCCACGCGAGCUCUUCCGCUUAACCGAAGCCAUCUCAGAGCUUACGGAGCGCGCAGUCGCGGAAUGGGAUAUGGUUGCCACCGGUGAGGACAAUGCGCGUCCCUGGCUCAGCGGCGACCGCGCCGGCUGGCCGUUUGACUCGGGGACAUGGACGCUCAAAGACCAUUGUGUGCGAUAUAAACUCGUUGGCCUGAUCCGCGAGGGCCUUGAUACCGGAACGUCGUUUUUCAGCCAGUUUGGGCCCGAGAUCCCCUCGCGACAUCGCGUCGAGCUUCUUGCGGAAACGCUUCUGUCGUUUUUGCGCUCCAUGCCCGAUGGGCUGAUCACGCAGGACUUGUGGGCGGAGCUGAAUCGCGUUGUCUUUGGACCGGACAAGGCAAAGCUGGCACCUCUCUCUACCGAUCAAUCGCAAUCCAGGAUUCUCGAUGUGCUUUCGUCGUCGCCCGCUCACAGCGUAUCUUUCACUUUCCUUACGUUCAUGCUUAAUCGCAUCGCAAAUGAAGUUUUGCCGCUCAUACCGGCUUCUGUUUCAACGCAGAUGUCUCCGACAACGGUCAAAACGCCUUCCAUCUUCUCCGCCCGGACUUCUACUGAUAUAUCAGAACCAACGCCAGUAUCACCAUCUGUCCUCACCCAGCCUCGCACCUCGAUCAGCUUUCCAUUCCGGCUCAAGCCGCGCAGCCGUACACUCUCAAGUAGCGAGGGUGGCGACGUGCCUGAUCUAGGACUGGGAGGCCUCACCAUUCAGCCUACGAGUACGGCGUAUAAUAUCACCCUGGCUCGACGUCGUGCUGUAAAUCGGGCGUUUGCGGAGACCUUUGCAAACGUAAUUUUUUCCAAGGAUAUUGCGGUGCCAGAGAAAGAUCGAGAGAAGCGAGUGCUGGCAGAAAAAAAGAGAUCUGUGAUAGAGCCGUUUUUGAGGAGUGAAGAUGGGAGUUGA